UUUCAUUUCGUGGCCGCAUGUUAAUGGGUGAGAAAGUUGCUAUACCAGAUGGAUACAGUGGCUAUCUUCUCAGGGAGAAUCGUAAACCUGUCACUGAUAACCAGGAUAGAUCUUUUCGAGCUAUAAAAAGAUUUUCUGAAUUCACACAUUGGAAUCUUGAGGACAGGCCUUGUUUAAAUGACAAGAUCAGAAAGGCAAUGCAAUGGAUUUACAUUUCUUCAGCGAUACAUCAACCUGUGAAGACUGACACUGUUAUGGCAAAAAUUACAUGACAAUGGUCGAAGUGGUAAUUUCUAAUUCUUACCUCAGGGUGGAGAAGGAUGAUGUUUCAAAGUGUUCUUCCUCUGAUGAACUAGAAGAAGAAUGUACAUUUCAUUCAAUUUCAAUUUUAUUGAAAGUUUAUGUCAAUCAUAAUUGAUCGUUAAUCAUUUAUUCCGAUUGAUUUCAAUCCAAACCAAAAUCUGUAUAUAACAUGUACAUUGGAAAGCUACCAUUGGUGCUGCUUUCUUUAACAUACGUAGAUUGUGGAAGAGAAAGUGAGUUGUGGAUUGCUUGAA
Messenger RNA from Xenia sp. Carnegie-2017, 557 nucleotides. Its product is annotated as ribonuclease H2 subunit C-like. NCBI's taxonomy places the organism in Eukaryota, Metazoa, Cnidaria, Anthozoa, Malacalcyonacea, Xeniidae. The coding region runs from base 18 to 272 and encodes 84 amino acids. Gene Ontology annotation, cellular component: ribonuclease H2 complex. Gene Ontology annotation, biological process: RNA catabolic process. The record is from RefSeq and is a predicted model, not a curated record. The transcript has 4 exons.